ACUUCACAAUAUGAACCACCUAAAAACAAAUACUCCUACCCACUCCCAUGAACUCUGUGUCCAGACUGCUCUCCAAGAUUCUAUUUUGCAUUUGCCGCCUCCUAAAUAUUUGGGUGCCCACUUAUGCCCGGAUCAACCCCAGUCUGAAGAAUUUCCAAUGUUUGUGGAUGCAUUUUCAGUUUUAGGACUGCAGGAAGAUCCAGAUGACGGCAAAGCCUCUGACAAUGCAAUCUCAUCUUCCUCAAGUCCAGAACCAGGGGAUGGGUUUGGAGUGGUUGCUGCAGAGAUCCUACUCGGGCCUGGAAAUCUGAGGAGGGGAGUCAACAUGACAGAAGCGGUGCCAGUGCCGAGCUCAGAGCAUGUUGCUGAAAUUGUAGGAAGGCAGGGUUGCAAAAUUAAAGCCUUGCGAGCCAAAACAAAUACUUACAUCAAGACUCCAUUACGAGGGGAAGAGCCGAUGUUUAUCGUGACUGGCCGGAAGGAGGAUGUGGAAAUGGCUAAAAGAGAGAUUUUAGCAGCUGCUGAGCACUUCUCUAUCAUAAGAGCCACACGCAACAAAGCCACUGGAAUUGCAGGUUCCACACAAAGUCCUCCUAACUUACCAGGCCAUACCACAAUACAAGUUCGUGUUCCCUACCGAGUUGUAGGUUUGGUAGUGGGACCUAAGGGGGCUACCAUAAAAAAGAUCCAACAGAGUACUCAUACCUACAUUGUAACACCCAGCCGAGACAAAGAACCAGUUUUUGAGGUCACAGGUAUGCCAGAGAAUGUUGACCGAGCACGGGAGGAAAUAGAAGCACACAUUAGUAUGAGGACAGGGGCUAUGGUAGAUAUUGUUCCAGAUAAUGAUUUUCACUACAAUGGCACAGAUGUUUGCAUGGACUUGCUUGGUGGAAGCUCUGCCGCUUUAUGGGCAAAAACAUCAGCUCCUCGGCGAGGAUCCAGUGGGUCACGCAUUGAAAGUCUGAGUAGUUUGUCUGGUGAGAGCCUAUAUUGCGGUACAACAGGCAGGGAACAGUGCCAAGAUAAUCUAUUUAGACCAAUGCUAGGGGGAGGCUUUACAGUGGCUGCCGAAACCCAUAGGGUUCCUCCACCAUUGGGCACUGAGGAUUCCGAAUUUGGUUUUGAUUUCCUAGCGCUAGAUCUUAGCACACCAACUGCAAUUUGGUCAUCCUUUGAACCAAAUGGAGGGCAAUGUCAGAGCUUAACUGUGUGUCCAGUACAGCGGAAGCACAGUUUCAGUGAAACUCCACGGCUUUCACCAACCCUGCCUGAUUCAAGUAUUGGACUAGAACAUCCUUUAGCACGUCGCAUACAUAGCGAUCCAAUCAGUGGGGUCUCCUGGCUGCCGCCCCAAGGCUCAUUGUCCUCCUUCUCCAGCAGCACUGGCUAUUCCUCGUCUUCCUCACUGCCUGGGAGCUCCUCUGUUGCAUCAGGUUCUCCGACUGACUCAAGCAACUCAGAAGGCCAACACAAGUGUGUUAGGGAUUGUGUUGUGUGCUGUGAAAGUGAGGUAAUUGCUGCCCUUGUGCCAUGUGGACACAAUCUUUUUUGCAUGGAAUGUGCCAUCAGAAUCUGUGAACAAGAAUUACCCGAAUGCCCAUCCUGCCAUGCUCCUGCAACACAAGCAAUACGUAUCUUCUCCUAGCCUCAGAAACAGUUAAUAACACUAAACCAACAAAAAUAGCAUUGCUGAAACUAAUUGUCUGGAUUAUGUGUGUUACCAAUUUAUAAUUUUUAAAGCAAGAUAUUUUGAUCAAUUAAGAUAUGAGGAAAGUGAGAGGCAUGUAACUAUACAGAGAAGAUGUCUUGGGAGAUGGGGGUUAACUCAUAAUCAAAAUACUCUGAUGUUUACAAAACAAGUAGACCCCUUCUAAGCUUUUAAUGUUUCUUAUAAACACCAAAAACAACACCGAUCACAAGUAGUCUGAACAGUAUUCCAUUUAAAAAAGUAAAUAAACUGAAAGAGAAGAAUACGUUUGCACAUUUUAUGCUUUGUUAGGUGAAAAAUAGGGACAUGUUGAAACAAUACAAUAUUUUUAAACCCACAGUGCUGGAUAUGUUUAUAAUUUAGAGCUGUUUAGGUAUAUAUAUCCUCUGUGCACUGCAGGGAUGAGUUUUAUAUGUGAUUCUGAAAAAAUCCAUAUUACCCAUAAAUAAAACAACUUACUCUCCUAGGCAUAAGGUUUCCUAUUCUAUAUAGAAUGGUUUCUGUAUAUUAAUUUGUAAUAUACUGCAUGCAAAAAUCACACAUUUUAUUGUGUACACAUCUAAGAAUAUUUGCAUGCUUACAAAAUACAGAAAUUUCCCAACAUUUAGAAAAGUAGGGUUAAAACCAUCUUUAACCCUUAAGUGACCUUAGCAUGGAGAAAACUUCAAGGCCAUGUUAUACAUUUAAGCAAAUGCGAUACACUUAUCUUGCAGUAGGGAAUGUAGGCUGUGUGUAUGUAUAGUGCAUGAUCAUUACAUAUUUUGCACAAAUUCUUACUAAUGGCAAGCAUUGGGAGGAAUCCUUUCCCUGCUUACGAUGUAGACUCUACACUGGCAAGGAGACUACAGUGCCAAUGAGUUUCUACGUUCUGCAUUUUAUUCAGUUGUGGGGAAAAACAUGUUUCCUAACAAAAGCUAAAGGUUUUAUAACAGAGCCAAAAUUAAAAUAGUAAAUAAUGUAUGUCCUUAUUUAAUUACUUGUUCCCUUUGAGAAAUUAGUAGUACGCUCAAUUUUAACUGAACUAAAUUGUCUUUUAGGAUGAUGGCACACCGUGUGAUUCAUAGCGUUUUGCUGUCAACACAAUUUCCAGCUUUGGGUCGGCAGCAAACUGUUGGGAAUUUUCUCUCCUCUGACUUAAAUGGUAAUUUUUUUAAUUAGCAAGUCGGCUCAUGCUGCUUUAAGUUUGUAGAAAACUGCAAAUAUUUCUUGUAAGAAGCAAAACACAAGACUUAGUCUCCGUAUCGCCCAGAUUUUGCAUUGUGCUGAUAUUUUUAGUAGCUCAGUGACUGAUGUUAGGACACAUGCCAAUGCUUGUCAGGUAAUUGUCACUUGGAUGCAUGGCAGCACUGGAAUCACCUAAAAGAGUUUGUAUAAGCAAUAACGGGUGAUUUUAAGCCACUUCCUAAGUCACUAAAAAGGCGUCCCAGCUCACUGAAAGAAAGGGAGUGCAUUUCCAGCUCUAUGUGUCUUGUUUAAUACAGCUUACCUAUGUGCUUCCAGCAGCAAUAGCCAUCAACUAAAGAUGUAUUACGACACAUGUGUUUGCUUGCCUGUCAGACUUGGAUAUCUGUUUUAGCACACAUGCACAGUUUCUGUUUUUUAAUGUGUGAUGAGAGAGAAAAGGCCUAGAAGACUACAACCACCUGCAUAAAGUACACAAAAUAUAUCUGUUUGCUCUUUGAUGCGAAUGUAGUGUGACUGAAGAUGCAAACACAGCAAUACUGACCUUAAUCUAAAAUGACUAAAGUUUGUUUGACCUAUCAUCAUGUCUCCAGUGUCAGGAAAAAUAAACGAUUCAGACAUUCAGAGCUAAAACAAAGUUGGAGAAACUAGACAUGUUGGUUUCUCACUCCUGUAUCACUAUCGUUUUUGAAGACAAAAGAGUGUUGAAAAAAAAAAAAAA
Molecule: messenger RNA, 3614 nt
Organism: Xenopus laevis (African clawed frog)
Lineage: Eukaryota; Metazoa; Chordata; Amphibia; Anura; Pipidae
Gene: mex3d.S
Product: mex-3 RNA binding family member D S homeolog
Cellular component (GO): nucleus; cytoplasm
Molecular function (GO): RNA binding; nucleic acid binding
Source: RefSeq, marked predicted